Molecule: messenger RNA, 2364 nt
Organism: Acromyrmex echinatior (Panamanian leafcutter ant)
Lineage: Eukaryota; Metazoa; Arthropoda; Insecta; Hymenoptera; Formicidae
Biological process (GO): regulation of transcription by RNA polymerase II
Cellular component (GO): nucleus
Molecular function (GO): sequence-specific double-stranded DNA binding; DNA-binding transcription factor activity
Source: RefSeq, a predicted model, not a curated record
GGGAGAAAUGGUCAGAAACGCGCGGUCUCUCGGUGAGAGCGUUUUAACGUUCAUGUUGCUUCUCAGCUAGAGCUGAGAAGGGAUAGGGCAUAAUAAAUAACGAACGGUGUGCGUAAAAGGGAAAGAAAUAAAACAAAGGUAAAAGAAAAGAAACGCAGAAUUUUUCGGGAUGUGUUGUGUACGAGUUGAACGAGGAGAAAAUGUAGAAACGAAAUAGAAAUUGAGUGAACGUAUACAUGUGACGAGGUACGGUGCAAUUGCGUGUCAAUUGAUUUGGAAGUGCGAGAGCGGAAUACGGUGUUACGGCAAAAAAACGGCGUUCAAAAUAUGGUGAAUAUGGAGGGUUCGGGCGAGCAGCAUACCGUGACAGCUUCGCCGCCGCCACGGGCUGCCCUGAAGAGCAACUUUAGCAUCCGCAGUAUCUUGCCUGAAGCGUGUGCCGGGACUCCCGCGCCGUCGGUCAGCCAGUCGGAUUUGUCCGACAUAGGUCCCGCCGACGACAGCGAUGAUUGCAGUGAUCUCGAUGUUACCGGUGGUGGUGCGGAAACGCCGCCCUUGGACUGUUCCACGAGCGCAACGUCCGUUAGUCCGAUAAGCCAAAAGGAUUCGAAAGAGCAGGCGGAGGAUAAAAAGAAGGCGGAGAAACCACCAUACAGUUAUAACGCGCUAAUCAUGAUGGCUAUCCGACAAAGCCCCGAAAAGCGACUUACCCUGAAUGGCAUUUAUGAAUACAUAAUGCGCCACUUUCCGUACUACGAAAAUAAUAAGCAAGGCUGGCAGAACUCUAUUCGGCACAAUCUAUCUCUGAACAAGUGUUUCGUCAAGGUACCUCGCCACUAUGACGAUCCGGGAAAAGGCAACUAUUGGAUGCUGGACCCAAGCUCCGAGGACGUGUUCAUCGGGGGUGCUACGGGAAAACUUCGGCGUAGAACUACGGCGGCUUCCAGAUCCCGACUGGCGGCCUUCAAGAGAAGCGUGGUACUCGGCGGUCUUUAUCCGUCGCCUUACGCUCCGCCAGGAUGGCCGGCGUCGCUCUACGCUCUACCUUCGUCGCUUUGUCUUCAUCGCGCCGUUGCGUAUCCUCCAGUGACCGCCGGCUCUUAUACCACUCCCGCCGGGUAUCCGGCCAGUUUGCUGCCAGGCGCGACUACAUCAUCGGCUGCAAGCUUGCCUUGCAAACCUCAACCUCUCCCAGCAACGGCGGCACCUCCGACUCAUGGAGCGUUCUCCGUGGAAAGGUUACUGCAAGCACCUACUGGGUAUCCCGGCGGCAUCAGUAUUCCGACGUCUGGAAUCUCGCCUACGGGAAAUCCUUAUCAGGAUUUCUAUAGUACCCUACGAUCUAUUACGAUACCACCGAUACCAGCGUCGAUAUUCCAUCAGCAAUCCAGAUAUCAUCUCGGUCAAACACCUCAAGUUCUAAGUCAACCUCCCUCUAGUACGGCUUCGCCUGGAAGUAGUCCGGAACCAAUGGCUCCGCAUUCGCCACCAGUUACCGUCUGCAAUUCUGUCCAGCCGUCGAGACCGCUUCCUCACAGUCCGCCGCAACUCCUUCUAAAGCCCAUCACGGUUCUCACUGGCCGACAAAGCUGAAUUGAGAUCUAAUCGUAAUCUUCAAACACGCCCAUCUCCGAGAAGUGCAGCACGAUCUCAUACUCCCUGCAUGUAAAAAUUCUGUCAUUUCGUCAAAUCUUAUAGAUAUAAAUGUAGUCAUUGAAACUCUUGAUGAAUUUAGCUGGACUAAAUUUCUUCUGAAGUUUAUAAUUUUUUUUUUUUUUUAACAGCGUUUAGUUAAACUAUUUCGCAACAAAGUUAUAGCUAUACAUAUAUGAGAAAUCUAUUUCUCGAGAGGAAUUUAAAAUUAAUCGAUAUGUUAAAUAAUAUAUAGUAUUUAAAGGAUGAAAUCCUUUUGCGAUUACAGUAUUCUCGAUGCUAAUACCAGUGAUUGUACUCAAUUUGUAUAAUUGUCAAUAAUUGCGCGGUCGAUUUGUACUUGAACUCGUCUCCUUGAAUUUGUAUAUACUUUCUCUCGUACACGAUACGUUGCUUCUCUUGUAAAUAUUAUAUCAUGUCAAAUGACAACAUCGAUAGAACAUUAUCAAAAUGUGAAUCUUGAGAUUGAAUCUCAACGACUUGCGAGACAGAAACAAGAAUAGUAUAAUGUGACUUAUAAAUAUAUAGUUAUACAUAUAGAUAAAAUUUUACUUGUGAUCUCUCUUUUGUGGUCCUAGUAUGUACAGCAUUGAUUAAUCGAUAAUUAUGUAUAGCCGGAUUUAUAGAUAAUUAUUCGUAACCUGUUAUUACAAUGUGUACAUAUAGAAAUUAUUGUUACUAAAAAUAUUACAAACAUUAUACAUAUAUGUA